This is a messenger RNA of Trifolium pratense (red clover), 1158 nucleotides long. RefSeq lists its product as uncharacterized. The transcript is spliced from 3 exons. Gene Ontology annotation, molecular function: acyltransferase activity, transferring groups other than amino-acyl groups. The record is from RefSeq and is a predicted model, not a curated record. Lineage: Eukaryota; Viridiplantae; Streptophyta; Magnoliopsida; Fabales; Fabaceae. The coding region runs from base 79 to 1158 and encodes 359 amino acids.
UUCUAUAUCCACUCAUUUUUGGUAUAUAAAUAGUUACUAAAAACAUAUCUUAGCCAUAUGUCAUAAACAUUUGUGGACAUGGCAAUAGACCAUACAAGAAUCACUAUCCGUGCAUUCAAAGAAAGUGACAUUGAAGAUGUGUUGUUAUGGUUAGGUGAUAAUAGAGUUCUUCAAAAUACUCGAAUGGAGGCAUGUAAUUCAAAAGAAGAGGCAUUAGAUUUCAUAAAAACUAAAUGCAUUUACCCAUUACAACAAUCAAUAUGUCUUGAUGACCACUCCAUUGGAAUUAUUUAUGUCCUUCCUUAUGAUAAUGAUCAGAAGCAUAAAGCAGAUUUAGGUUAUGCAAUUGGAUUUAAUUAUUGGGGUCAAGGUAUAGUCACCAAAGCAUUGAGGAUUCAUUUGUGUAAAGUGUUUCAAGAGUUCCCUUAUUUGCAUAGGUUGCAAGCUCAUACUCUUGUGGAAAAUAAGGCUUCUCAAAGGGUGUUAGAAAAAGUUGGCUUCAUUAGGGAAGGAUUGCUUAGAAAGGUUUUUUUACACAAAGGUAAUAUUGAGGAUUUCUAUAUUUUUAGUUUCUUGUCUAGUGAUGAAAUUCUUCAUGCUUUAUUUGAGUCCAUAUAUCAACAUUUUGUAGUCAUGGAAAUAGAGCACACAAGAAUCACUAUUCGUCCAUUCAAAGAAAGUGACAUGGAAGAUGUGUUGUUAUGGUUAGGUGAUAAUAGAGUUCUUCAAAAUACCCGAAUGGAGAUGUGUAAUUCAAAAGAAGAGGCAUUAGAUUUCAUAAAAACUAAAUGCAUUUACCCAUUACAACAAUCAAUAUGUCUUGAUGACCACUCCAUUGGAAUUAUUUGUGUCCGUCCUUAUGAUAAUGAGAAGCAUAAAGCUGAUUUGGGUUAUGCCAUUGGAUUUAAUUAUUGGGGUCAAGGUAUAGUCACCAAAGCAUUGAAGAUUCUUUUGUGUAAAGUGUUUCAAGAAUUUCCUCAUUUGCAUAGGUUGGAAGCUUAUACUCUUGUGGAGAAUAAGGCUUCUCAAAGGGUGUUGGAAAAAGUUGGCUUCCAUAGAGAAGGAUUGCUUAGAAAGGCUUUUUGUCACAAAGGGAAUAUUGAGGAUUUCUAUAUUUUUAGUUUCUUGUCCACGGAUGAAAUCCUUCAUGCUAUUUGA